UUACGACAAGUUUUUAAUCAAAUUAUUUCAUUCAUCAGAAAGAAUUCAUAGUGAGCAGUUGUGAACUUUUUAUUAACUUAUAACUACUUGAUUUUACUACAUAACAUUCUUUGAACGCAAUUUAUUCUGCAAAACUGAGUUUGACAAUAAUUAAUUUAUCUAAAAAUUUUGUACGUUGAUUUCGUGAGAAUAAAAAGUUUAAACGAUGGCCACUGAAGUUGGUUCAGCCCCUGGUAUGCCGCAGCUGCAGUCAGUACAGAAGGCAAUGUCACUCCCAGCUGUGGGAGCGGCGGUUGGGCAAGUUGGAGCUUUCUACACCAGAGUCAAGGGAGCACAUUCUUUACUAGAAUGGGCGCUGUCCACCGCUGAAGCCAGUGUGACCCUAGCAGCUACGACUGCAGUGCCCUACGUGGCGGCUCACCUGGCGGCGGGCGACGCCAAGGUGGCCGCUGCGCUAGACGAGUUGGAGCGCAGAAUGCCACUCGUCGCAGAGCAGCCAAAGGUCAUCGUGGAGACCACCAAACAAGCUGUACUGUCCAGAAUCACACCACAGCUAAACAAGGUGUAUGGCGCGCGCGACGUGGCGGAGCAGCGCGUCAUGUCGCUGAAGGAGCUGACGUGGGCCAAGGCCAACGUGCUCCUGAGCUCGGCGUACGGGCAGAAGGCGCUGCUGGGCGUGGACUCGGGCGCCGACUACGCCAUGCGUCUGCUGGACCGCUACCUGCCGCCCGCGCCCGCAGAGUCCGCGCCGGGCGCCGAGCUGGCGCCGCUGGCCAGCGAUCCCGCGCUGCACACGGUGCAGACGGUGGGCCGGCUCAGCGCCGUGGCCGCGCGCCGCGUGUGGGCCAACCUGGCCGCGCGCGUGCAGCAACUGCGCGCCAACGGCAUCGAGCUGGACGUGCGGCGCUACGUCACCGCGUUGCUGGCCGCUCUGCACCUAGCGAAGGUGACCAGCCAGCAACAGCAGGGCGAGGCGGAGCCGCCGCAGAGCCAGACCGCCGUGCCCACCACCAACGGCCACCACGUUGACACCCACCACACAGCACCCACCACCACAGAGAACGCGAAGAGCACUGCGCCCACCACAACUGAGAAGGUCAAGAGCACUCCCGAGGCCAAGUCCGAUGGGGGGGACAACCACAAUUGAUCACCUAUCUGUAUGAUAUAAGAUUUAAUUGUAAGCUAUAUUAUGUAAAUUUAGUUUAUAUACAGGAUGGUUUUGACUGGUAUCUCCCUAGUUGAUAAAUGUAUACUCUGAAAAAUUUAUUUCUUACUUUUAUGUCAUGUGUAAAAAGUGUACCGAUACGAUUGGUGAAUAAUAAUAACUGGCUUGGUGCUUACUAGACUUACAAUGUCGGAACUGUAUUCUAAUCGGCUUAUUGCAUAUUUUUGUUUUUUGUUUGAUGUUAUUAUGAUUCAUACUUUUUUGGUAUAAUUAAAAACCUUGGCUAAAAUAAGCUUCUUUACAUUAGAAACAAAGGUACGCCCUAGAUUAAAAGAAGCCUACGUACCAAAUUAUUGUCGAAUCUAAGCAAUUUAAAUUCAUUUAAUUUUAAGGCAUACCAUUUUCCAAACCAUAUCCUGUAUAUAAUUUUAGUUUUUAGUAAAUGUAAUUGUAAGCAAAACCACACUGCUGAUAUAUGGUAAUGUAUCAUCGUUGUUCUGGUGAUUGGUAUUGAAUUUUGAAUGUAUUUUACUAUUUACUGUGCACCGUGUAAACUGUAUCAAGUCAAGGCUGAAGAUGUUUUUGGAUGUAUUUAUGAGCUUUUGUAAUGGAAAUGUAAUUUUUAUCAUAUUUUAAGAAAUAAACUUUAAUUGAAUUUUA
Messenger RNA from Pararge aegeria (speckled wood butterfly), 1825 nucleotides. It is a transcript of the gene Lsd-2, whose product is annotated as lipid storage droplets surface-binding protein 2. Gene Ontology annotation, cellular component: cytosol; lipid droplet. The transcript is spliced from 5 exons. Lineage: Eukaryota; Metazoa; Arthropoda; Insecta; Lepidoptera; Nymphalidae. Gene Ontology annotation, biological process: lipid storage; positive regulation of triglyceride storage. The record is from RefSeq and is a predicted model, not a curated record. The coding region runs from base 206 to 1147 and encodes 313 amino acids.